This is a messenger RNA of Hydra vulgaris (swiftwater hydra), 3820 nucleotides long. RefSeq names its product protein capicua homolog. Gene Ontology annotation, molecular function: RNA polymerase II transcription regulatory region sequence-specific DNA binding; DNA-binding transcription factor activity, RNA polymerase II-specific. Gene Ontology annotation, cellular component: nucleus. The record is from RefSeq and is a predicted model, not a curated record. Lineage: Eukaryota; Metazoa; Cnidaria; Hydrozoa; Anthoathecata; Hydridae. Gene Ontology annotation, biological process: regulation of transcription by RNA polymerase II.
AUUUCGUCACUUGGGAAACUCCAAACGCGAAGCAAUAUGGUUCUUGUCAGAGAUGUGAACUCUCACUGCAACAUAAACAUUUAUUUUUAAAUAUUUUGGUAAAAGAUAACGUUUUUUUAUGCUCUUUACUUUCUUUACUUCUUUAAUGACAUAAUCUAAUUGUGGUAGUUAUUAUGCUUAAGAGCUAAUUUUAUUUUACAGUAUAUAAAUAAUGUUGUCCUUUGGGGAGUUUAUACCAGCUACUUAUUCCAAUUUGUUGUAUCAUACGGAGUUAUUUCAAAAGUCACAAUCAAUGAAGUUUUCAACUCGGAAUAUGAUGUUUGAAAAGAAAAAUAUAAUACCUGGGAAUCUGAAAAAAGAAAAUAAAUAUAAACUUUGUUUCAAUGAAAUACUUGGAAAACAGGGCAAUCUAUAUAUACCUGGUGUAGUUACUAAUUUAAAUGAUUUUGGAGAAGUGAAAGUAGUAUUUGAUAAUGACGAUUCUAUUCCAUAUAUUUUUGACUUGACUAAUGGCAAUGAUGAUGUAAUUAUUAAUAUUGCUCCUCAUCGAAAUGCAGUUAAAGUAGGAUCUAUAGUAUGUACUCGUAUAGAUAAAGAAGAUAUAUUUGUUAAAUCAGAAGUGCUUGAAAUUAAAGAUAGACCACUAAAAUAUAAAGUAAAACUAUUUAUUAAUAACGAGGACAACCAUAUUAAAUGGGUAACACGAACUGAUAUACGCUGUUUAAAUACUCCUAUAGAAAAACUUAAGACAAAUUAUGAUAAUGAAGAGACUGACUCUGCUGUUUCAGAGAUGGAGACAGACUUAGAAGUUGAUGAAGUUUUUACUGCUUCAAAUCAAGUAUCUGUGGUACAAUCUUCUAGUUGUUGUUCAACACCACAAAGUAAUGGCUCUAAAUCUAGUAGAGCUCCUACACCUUCUGUUUAUAAAAAAGGAGAAAUUGUUGUAGCACAAGAUGGUUUUCGUAAAAAGUUUAAUGGAAAACAAUGGAGACGACUCUGUUCAUUUGCAAACUGUGAUAAAGAAUCUCAGAAAAAAGGAUUUUGCUCUCGCCAUUUAUCAUCACAAUAUGAAUUUAAAAAAGCACGAGUUUCAAAUUCAACUCCUGAUAAUUUAAGUAGUCACAGUGUAACUCCAUCUUCUGAUUACCAUCGGUUAGAUGAAUCAGAUUUUGAUGCUGCAUCAUCACUUAUUUCCUUAAGUCGUUGUGCUACACCAUUUUCUGAACCAUCAACUCCAUUAAACAAAUCACCAGGAAAAUCUGUCUCACCUAAUAGAGUGUUGUGUAGUAGUCCACUUCAGCAUAUUGUGUUUAUUCCAUCUACUUAUGCACAAAGUACACCAAAGUUAUCUCCCACUGACUCUGGUAUUUCAUUACUACGAGAAGAAAAUUCAUCAAUAAAUUUGACACCAAAAAAUAAUUUAAAUAAUAAUCAUUUAAUUUUAAAAAAUGUUCAAAAGUUACAAACAGUUGAAACAUUUUCUCCAAUACACCCAUCAGCAUCUUUAGAUGUAAAUUCACUCUCUCCUGUUGCUGUUCAAGCAUUAAAGCCAUUUUGUUGUAUAUCUUCAUCAGUUAAUUCUAUGUCCAACUCUAUGGUUAAUCCUAUACCUCUAGGAUCAAAUAUGAGUGUUUUUACUAAACCUGUAUUUUCUAAUGAGACAACUAAGUGUGACAUAAAUAUAGAACAGCAAAAUAUUAAGAGCCCUAGCUCAAAGUGGAAUUCAAGAGGUAGUCAAAAAAAGCUUAUUCAUAUUGAAAAAGAUCAUGUUAGAAGACCAAUGAAUGCCUUUAUGAUAUUUAGUAAAAAACACAGAAAAGAUGUUCAUAAAAGAAACCCAAAUCAGGAUAACAGAACUGUAUCCAAAAUCCUUGGUGAAAUGUGGUACAAUAGUAGCCAAGAUGAGCAACUUAAAUACAAACGAUUAGCUGAUGAUGUAAAAAAUGCUCAUUACAAAAACAAUCCUGAUUGGAAAUGGACAACUAAAGACAAAUUAAAAAAAAAAGAAAAUAGUGAACAAACAAUUAAUAGUGGGUAUAAUACAACUUUCGAUGAAAACAUCAGUGAAAAGAAUUCCUCUAAAGAGUUAAUGCAGCUUGAUUGUAAAGAAGAUUCAAGUAUUGCUUUGGAUUUUGAUCUAAAAAUUCCUUUGUCUCAGUCAACUUCUUUAACUAGAAACUUUUCCAUAACCAAAAAGAAAUCAUUUAGCUUUGAUGCUCAAGAUAUUGAAGAGCAUGAACAAGAACGUGCUGCUAUACUUUUAGAAAAGCAACAAUCAUCUAAUCAUUUGCUAAAUUUAAAUGGAAGCUUCCCUGUUAAAAUUACAUCUAUGGUUUCUCCGUCGAUUACUCCUAAUAAAGUUUUUCAUUCGAUAUCUGAGCUUAUAAAAAAAGAUGACUCUUACAAGGAUCAAUCUUGUCCUGUUGAGGGACAACAGUCUUAUAUUGUUGACCAGCAGCUUGAUCAACAUUUAAGUUUAGAUAAAAGGUUAGAUAGUUUUCCUCAAGAAGAUCCAGAAUCAACUAUGGAUUUGGAUUUAAAUUCAAAAAAUAUAUAUAUACCUAGAAUUCGUUUUUCUGAUUCUCAAAUCCAUUUGGGUGAAGACUCGCAAGAUGUCAAACCUCUUCUUACACCUUUGAGUCCAACAAGAAAAUCAAUUUUGAAAAAGAAAACUGAAAAACUUGAAGAGGUUGAUCCUUCUGAUCAAGUUCCAAGCGCAUUGGUUAAUCGGUCAGGAAAAACCAUUGUGUCUGAAAAUCACAGUGAAAAUGUUAACUGUACAAAUUUGAACUUGUCUCAAACGUCGAAGCGCAUUAGUCUAGAUAAGAGGCGUAAUCUUGUUUUAUCAUUGUUUGGACAGCAUGGUUUUUACCCCCCUGAAAGUGUAACUGUUGCAUUUCAGUCAAAAUAUAAAGACUUUUUUCCAACACGUUGGAGUUUGCAAGUCAAAAUUAGAGAAGUGCGUCAAAAUAUGAAAAGAGCUAGCCCUCUCAAGCACAAGAAUCGGUAAAAUAUAACGACCAAUCUUAUAUAAUUUUUGUUUCUAUAUUUUUUAUUUUAUAAAUAUAUUAGUUUUAUAAAACACAAAACUGUUUUACUGAUGAAAUAAUAUUAUGAUCGUUAGAUUCUUUAGUUUUAAUAAGUUCUUAUAUAAAACUUGUACCACCAAAAUAGAUAAACUAUUAUUUACCUUAUUAAAUGAAAACAAAAAGAAUAUAAUGUCUCAUCUAUAGCGAGUUUUUUAUUUUUUUACUUUUUUAAAAAUAAUGUUGAUGAUUGAUGUUCAAAUCCUUGUUAACGUUUGUUAUCAAGGAUUUGAACAUCGUUAUAACGCCACGUUGAAAAACUAAUACAAGUAGAAAGAUUUUUUUAUAAAUUUUAUUAUCUUAAUGUGAAAAUUAAUUUAAAAAUUGGAGGUACAUUUGAUAUAUUAUAUGCUAUAUUGUUUACUAUAUUGUUAAGGUAUUUUUCAUGUUUUGUUACAAAUGUCCGGAAGCGGAGGUUUUUUUUAAAUGUAAACAGUUUUAUUGUAUUUUUCUUAUUUAAGCCCGUUAUAUGCGGCAAUCUAUCCUUUCUAUUACGGAAGAUAUUUGUUAAAGUUUUGUUUUAACUACAGAUUCCAUUCUUUCACUUCUAAAUACGAAAAUCUUUGAGAUUAAACUUAAAUCUAUUAGAGUUUUAAGUUAGUUUCUUUUUUAAUUAAAAAAUAGGAAAUAAAAAGUAAAGUGUAUUUUCUGUAAUUAUGAUAAGUUGGUGCGAGUUAAAUUAUAUCGAUAUAUACACAGGUUUAAAUUAACAGGGCUGUCGUUUUUAAGCCUAA